AUGUCAGACCCAACAUUCAUAAUCCUAGGCGCGGGCGUGAUAGGCCUCACAACAGCACUCGAGCUCUCAGCCAGACACCCAUCAUCCAGUAUCCUCAUCUUAGCGACUCACCUUCCUGGCGAUAGACACAUUAACUAUACAUCGCCUUGGGCGGGAGCAAAUUGGCUCUCUGGAGCUACGGACAAUGGACGGAUGGAGACGUGGGAUGAGGUUACGUAUCGGAAGUUUGAAGAGUUGGCUGAUGGGGUGAAAGAGGCGGGUGUGCAGAGGAUGAAUAUUCAGGCUUUCUAUGAUAGUGAAAUUGAGAAGGCGGGGAUUCUCAGUCAAGGGACUGGGAAGGUUUGGUAUGAGGGGUUGACGGGGUUGAGAUGGCUGGAGAAGAAGGAGCUGAGAGAGGGUGCGGUAUUUGGAUAUGAGUGUGGUACUUUCGUGAUUAACGUGCAGGUUUAUCUACCAUGGCUACAAACCGAAUGCCUCAAAAAGGGUAUUCAGAUACACCGCAAAACAAUCCCCUCCAAGUCCUCAGUCAUCACAUCCUAUCCCAAUGCCCAAGCAAUAUUUAAUUGCACUGGCCUGGGUUCAUUUUCUCUUGGUGACGUCGAAGACAAGACCAUGUAUCCAACACGAGGUCAAAUCAUGCUCGUAGAAACACCCGAAGUGCCUUUAACAAGAAUGUACUUCCGCUCACCGCAACGUGUGAACAAAGACACGACGUAUGUGUUUCCACGAAAUCCUGGCGGAGGUGUCAUUCUAGGAGGGUGUAGGUUUGAUGGCGAGUGGGAUGGAGAAGUGGAUUUGGAGUUUGCGGAGGAUAUCAAGAGGAGGUGUUGUGAGCUUGCUCCGGAGUUGGGGAAGCCAGAGGACUUGAAGGUGUUGCAGCAUGGAGUUGGGUUGAGACCGGGCAGGAAAGGAGGUCCCAGGUUGGAGAAAGAAGUGAUUGCGGAUAAGAUGGUGAUUCAUAAUUAUGGUGCUGCAGGAGCAGGUUACCAAGCUUCAUGGGGCAUGGCCAAGGAAGCUGUAGACUUGCUAAAUAAGGACUCCAAAUUGUGA
Molecule: messenger RNA, 1050 nt
Organism: Cadophora gregata
Lineage: Eukaryota; Fungi; Ascomycota; Leotiomycetes; Helotiales; Ploettnerulaceae
Exons: 5
Coding region: 1-1050 (349 amino acids)
Molecular function (GO): FAD binding; D-amino-acid oxidase activity
Source: RefSeq, a predicted model, not a curated record